Carassius gibelio (silver crucian carp) is the source of this 2087-nucleotide messenger RNA. Its product is annotated as pleckstrin homology-like domain family A member 1. Lineage: Eukaryota; Metazoa; Chordata; Actinopteri; Cypriniformes; Cyprinidae. Gene Ontology annotation, biological process: positive regulation of apoptotic process. The coding region runs from base 126 to 554 and encodes 142 amino acids. The record is from RefSeq and is a predicted model, not a curated record. The transcript has a single exon. Gene Ontology annotation, molecular function: phosphatidylinositol phosphate binding.
AGAAAACCCCCGCGCGCGCUCCGUCCUCGCAGACUAGGGACUUCCAUCCAUCCAUCCCUCCAACCGUCCUUCCCACCCUCAGCCCCAAACCAGAACCCGAAGUGUUUGAUGCACGAUCGGAGGCGAUGCUGGAGUCCGGUGGCGGCGGCGCGCGCGUGCUGAAGGAGGGCGCGCUGGAGAAGCGCAGCGAGGGUCUGCUGCAGCUGUGGAAGAAGAAGCGCUGCGUGCUCACGGAGGAGGGACUGGUGCUUCACCCACCCAAACACCACAGCCACGACACCGGCUGCAAGGCGAAGGAGCUGCACUUCGCCAACAUGAAGACGGUGGACUGCGUGGAGCGCAAGGGCAAGUACGUGUACUUCACGGUGGUGAUGUCCGAGGGCCGAGAGAUCGACUUCAGGUGCCCGCAGGACGAGGGCUGGAACGCGGAGAUCACGCUCCAGAUGGUCCAGUACAAGAACCGCCAGGCGAUCCUGGCCGUGAAGUCCAGCCGACAGAAGCAGCAGCAGCUGCUCAUGGUCUCCGCGCAGAAGAUGCUCCGAAACUCGCAGUGAGAGCCGUGGAGAUCCACGGACGUGUUCCCUCGCGAGCGGCGCUUUUUAUUAGUGUCACCUUGUGCACUUGGACGCGCGCGCGGACGCUCUUCAUGCACUGAAAGACAUCACGUCCGAAUAAGCACCGGGAAUAUCUCCUCCGAGACUGUACGGGGGGCCGGGGCAAGUUGUCACAGCGAGGGUCAGAGCCAAAAGUCAAUUUGCAUGAACGCUCGUAUAUUAUCCAGAUGUGGUUAUGCGACUUAAAUUAGGAUGGGUUCUGUGGAUUCUACCCUUCAAAAAGAACUGUAAUGAUUUUUUUUGGGUUAUAUGCAUUCUGUGAACGGUAAAACCAUGAUAAGAGUCAAAAACAUAGAAGGUGAUUUCAGAUGAAUUGGGAAAAAUGUCUCAAUUAUCGUGAAUGAGCUCCUAAUGAAAGUCGAUUUGAAAUUUCUAUUCAGGACAAGAGGAUUUUCCAAAAUUUUCAGGCUGGGGCAAGUUGUCACAUCAAAAAAAAAAAAAAAAAAAAAAUAUAUAUAUAUAUAUAUAUAUUUAUUAUUUUGUUGUUUUGUACAUAUUUGUUCUAUUUUGUUCAAUAAGUAAAAAUAUAUAUUGGCCUAUGUUUUAAACGUUUUUAAUCCCCCCCCAAAAAAAAAAUCAUUCAAAAAAAUGUUUUAUGUUCCCAUUGUGACAACAUGCCCCGCUAUAUGCAUUAAAUUAACUGUAUUUUAUAGAACGGAGUAGUCUAAAAGUUCAUCUGAUUUUAUUUUUUAGCAAAGACUUUAGAGUCUGAAAUGGACUGGUCGAAAAUGACACUGGAGUAUAAGGUGUGACAACUAGCCCCGUCUUGUAUGUCCAUGUGUUGUAAAUGUGAAACAUGUGCAGUGCGUCCUCGCUCGAACAGAAAUGCCACCAUUACAUCACUUUCCAUUUGAGCGCAGCUGCAUUUGUCAGUCUUGUGCGGCUCCGGACAUGUAAUCGAUAUCUUCCGGGGGAUCUGAAAGGCGCAAGGCCGGUGUGUAACGCUCCAGAUCGCAGUCUGUCGGGAUUUUAAUGAGACUCAUAAACGCAGUUCAGUUCAGUGUCAUUCACGGAGUCUCUCACUGGAGAUGCACAGCGUUUAAUGUGGCCAUGAAAUCAGUCUGCAUAUAUUUCUGUAUUUAUUUGUACAUUUUUUUUUUGUAACCUGUCAUUUACAUAUUUGAAUGCUGAAGUACACUUUUAUGCAUUUCAGAAUCUUAGAAUAAGCUUUUGGUGCAACUGGAUUGGAUGCAAGAUUCACAUUUGACCAAGUGCUUUUUCUUGUUAUUCAAACCAAAGAAUGUCAAAACAUUUUAUUGAGUGCAUCUACAUCAUGUUGACAUGACGUGACUCCUAUUUUGUUACGUUUCGCAGUUUUGCAGUCAUUGACUUUUGUUGAUUUAUGAGAAAUGUGUUCGAGCUGAUGUUUGCUUGUGUAAAAAUUGUGAUUUGUUGAAGGAACGGCAUUGUUCCCUGAGCUGAUGUGAAUGCCGCUUUCAUACCUUUUGAAAUAUACAUUCCAUUUUAAAUGAA